CCUCCCCCCUCCCAGCCGGGUGUGGAGUGGUACGGUCCAGAUGGUGGGGGCUGGUUGUGUCGGAGCAGCGGCAGACCGAGCCGAGCCAAGCCGAGGCAGGCUGUGUGUGAACCGGGGAGACGCGCCGCGCCGCUCCGCUCUCACAUCUCUCACAUCUCACAUCUCACAUCUCUCACUCUCAACAACUCUGGAUUAUUAUUCUUUCACCUUUUUAACGCAGGACGUGUUUACCUGUCCGGACUCCACCACCAACACCUGAUGUGAAGAAGAGGAGAAGAAGAAGAAGAAGAAGAAGAAAGGCAGUAACGGCAGCAGUUGGGCAGUUGGAUUUAAAUAACUGAUUGGACUUUUCUGCGCGUCUCCGUCCAGUCAUGCUCCUGUGAAGCUGAAUCUUCAUCAGACCUGCAGCCAGCUCUUCUCUCCUCCUCCUCCUCCUCCCCUCCUCUCCUCCUCCAUCCCUCCAUCCUCUCCUCCUCCUCCUCUCUCUAUCCACCAUGCUCCCCUCUUCCUCUCCUCUCCUCCUUUUCCUCAUCCUCUCCCUCCUCCUCCUCUCCUCCCCCCUCCUCUCUGCCCCGGCUGCUCCUCCCCCUCCCUCCGCGGCGUUGGGCAAGGUGGUGUACCGAGCGUUCGACUCCUCCCUCACCCACCUGACCGUCCACCGGAGGACAGGUGAGGUGUUCGUCGGCGCCGUCAACCGGGUGCUGAAGCUGUCGGCCAAUCUGACGGAGUUGAGGAGUCACAUGACCGGACCUGUGGAGGACAACGCCAAGUGCUAUCCUCCGCCCAGCGUCAGGGCCUGCGCUCACAGACUGGAUUCGUCAGAUAAUGUGAACAAGCUCUUACUGGUGGAUUAUACUGGGAACAGACUGGUGGCGUGCGGGUCGAUCUGGCAGGGCGUCUGUCAGUUUCUCAGACUGGAGGAUCUCUUCAAACUGGGAGAGCCGCAUCACCGCAAAGAGCACUACCUGUCUGGAGCCAGAGAGGCUGAUGGGAUGGCAGGUGUGGUUGUUGGUGAGGACGACUGGACGGCCGACCCAAAGAGGAAGAAGCCUGUGAAGGGCGGCAGCCGCCUCUUCAUCGGCGCUGCCAUUGAUGGGAAGUCUGAGUAUUUCCCCACGCUGUCCAGCAGAAAGCUGGUGGCGGAUGAGGAGAGCGUCAACAUGUUCUCUCUGGUCUACCAGGACGAGUUUGUCUCCUCGCAGAUCAAGAUCCCGUCGGACACGCUGUCCCUCUACCCGGCCUUCGACAUCUACUACGUCUACGGCUUCUCCAGCCGCACCUACGUCUACUUCCUGACCCUGCAGCUGGACACGCAACUGACGCAGAUGGACGCCGGCGGAGAGAAGUUCUUCACCUCGAAGAUCGUCAGGAUGUGUUCCAACGACACCGAGUUCUACUCGUACGUGGAGUUUCCUCUCGGCUGCACCAAGGACGGCGUGGAGUACCGGCUGGUCCAGGCCGCCUACAAACAGAAACCAGGGCGGCGGUUGGCUCAGGCGCUCGGCCUGUCGGAGGAUGACGAUGUCCUCUUCGUCGUCUUCUCACAGGGACAGAAGAAUCGCUCCAACCCCCCUAGAGAGACCGUCCUCUGUCUGUUCACCCUCCACGACAUCAACCUGGCCAUGAGAGAGAGGAUCCGCUCCUGUUACCGCGGGGAGGGACGUCUCUCAUUACCGUGGUUACUCAACAAGGAGCUGCCCUGCAUCCACACGCCGAAGCAGAUCGGAGAUGAUUUCUGCGGUCUGGUGUUGAACCAGCCGCUCGGAGGCCUGAGGGUCAUCGAGGGGAACCCGCUGUACGAGGACCGCACCGAGGGCAUGGGCGCCGUCGCUGCCUACACCUACGGAGAGCACACGGUGGUGUUCGUGGGAACCCGGAGCGGACAACUGAAGAAGAUCCGCGUGGAUGGGAUCCCACCGCCAGCCCAGAAUGCUUUGCUGUAUGAGACGGUGACGGUGGUGGAAGGGAAGCCAAUCCUGAGAGACAUGGUGUUCAGUCCGGACCAUCAGUACAUCUACCUGCUGAGUGACAGACAGGUGAGCAGACUUCCAGUGGAGAGCUGUGAGCAGUACAGCAGCUGUUCAGACUGUCUGGGCUCAGGAGACCCUCACUGUGGCUGGUGUGUCCUCUUCAACAAGUGUUCCAGACAGGAAGCAUGUGAUAAGUGGGAGGAGCCUCAGCACUUCAACACCCGGCUGGACCAAUGUGUCGACAUCGCUGUUACCCCGAGCAACAUGUCGGUGACCUCCCCGGCAACACAGUUAACCAUUCGGGUGCAGAACGUGCCGGCGCUGUCGGGGGGCGUGUCCUGUGUGUUUGAGGAGCUGAGUGAAACCUCCGGAGAGGUGCAGGCUAAAGGUCAGGUGAUGUGUAUGUCACCGUCACUGAAAGACCUGCCGACAAACACACACUCCUAUGGAGAGAAGCGCGUCGUCCAGCUCAGUCUACGCUCCACUGAGACCGGACAUCAGUUCAUCACCACCAGCUUCAUCUACUACAACUGCUCUGUGCUCAACUCGUGUACUUCCUGUGUCAGCAGCGUGUUUCCGUGUCACUGGUGUAAAUAUCGUCACGUCUGCACCAACAACCUGCAGGACUGCUCCUUCCAGGAGGGACGAGUCAGCAACAUGGACGGUUGUCCUCAGAUCCUCCCCACCUCUGACAUCCUGGUCCCGGCCGGGAUGGUUCGUCCAAUCACAUUGCGAGCUCGUAACCUCCCCCAGCCUCAGUCGGGUCAGAAGAACUACGAGUGUGUGUUCAACAUCCAGGGAAAAGUCCAGCGUAUCCCAGCAGUCCGCUACUCCUCCUGCAUCCAGUGCCAGAACACCUCGUAUUGGUAUGAAGGGGACGAGGCUGGUGACCUCCCAGUGGAUUUCUCUAUCGUCUGGGACGGAGACUUCUUCAUCGACAAGCCGCCGUCUAUGAAAGCGUUGCUGUAUAAGUGCGAGGCUCAGCGCUCCAGCUGUGGUCAGUGCCUCAAAGCUCCGUCAACCUUUGAAUGUGGCUGGUGCACUGAAAGCAGGAAGUGUCUCCUGCGCCAACACUGUCCGUCAGCUGAGCAGAACUGGAUGCACCACGGCCGACACAACCUGCGCUGCAGCCACCCGCGCAUCACCAAGAUUGACCCUCUGACAGGACCUCGGGAGGGGGGGACGCGGGUGACGAUCGAGGGGGAGAACCUUGGUCUGCAGGUGAAGGAGAUCUCUCACGUCCAGGUGGCCGGCGUGCGCUGUAACCCCGUCCAGUCGCAGUACAUCAGCGCUGAGAGGAUCGUGUGCGACAUGGCCGAAGCUCUCCUCCCUCACUCUCCAGGAGGUCCGGUGGAGCUCUGCAUCGGCGUCUGCAGCGCCGAGUACCGGACCCUCUCCACCCAGACCUACUCCUUCGUGAGCCCCAGUUUCAGUCGGGUGCUACCAGGGAAGGGUCCUGUCUCUGGGGGAACCAGACUCACGGUGACGGGUCGUCACCUGGACGCCGGCAGCACCGUCAUCGUUUACAUCGACAAGGAGGAGUGUCUGUUUGUCAAACGGACCAAUCGGGAAAUAAUCUGCAUAACUCCUGCCUCCCUGUUGGGCUCUGGCCCCGCCCCCAUCCGUCUGAUGAUUGACAAGGCCGAGGUGACGAGCUCAGACACCAGAUACGUCUACACCGAGGACCCGACCAUCAGCAGCAUCGAGCCCAACUGGACCAUCCUCAAUGGCAGUACAGUGAUAACAGUGACAGGAACCAACCUGCUGACCAUCCAGGAGCCCAAAGUCAGAGCCAAGUACGGAGGAGUGGAAACCAAUAACUUCUGUACUAAAGGCAACGACACUACGAUGACAUGUUUGGCUCCUGGUCUGGUCUACGGUAAACCCAACCCACCAGAGGGGGCGCUGCGCCCCGACGAGUUUGGCUUCAUCUUUGACCAGGUCUCCGCUCUGCUGGUCCUGAACUCCACCCCCUUCACACACUACCCAAACCCGACCUUUGACUCUCUGGGGAAUUCUGGGAUCCUGGAGGUCAAACCAGGGUCACCCAUCAUCCUCAAGGGUAAGAACCUGAUCCCGCCGGCGCCCGGUAACAACCGUCUGAACUACACGGUUCUGAUCGGAGAGUCUCCCUGCCUGCUGACCGUGUCAGAGAACCAGCUGCUCUGUGAUUCGCCAGAUCUGACCGGAGAACAGCGAGUCCUGAUCCUAGUUGGAGGUCUGGAGUACUCCCCGGGUACGCUCCAUAUCUACUCCGACAGCGCCCUGACGCUGCCCGCCAUCAUCGGCAUCGGAGCGGGCGGAGGCGUGCUGCUCAUCGCGAUCAUCGCCGUGCUGAUCGCCUACAAGAGGAAGACUCGCGACGCCGACCGGACGCUGAAACGCCUCCAGCUGCAGAUGGACAACCUGGAGAGCCGGGUGGCGCUGGAGUGCAAGGAGGCCUUUGCAGAGCUGCAGACAGACAUCCAGGAACUGACCAACGACAUGGACGGAGUGAAGAUCCCCUUCCUGGAGUACCGAACCUACACCAUGAGAGUCAUGUUCCCCGGAAUAGAAGAACACCCGGUCCUCAAAGAGCUCGACUCUCCAGCUAACGUAGAGAAAGCUCUGCGUCUCUUCAGUCAGUUACUGAACAACAAGAUGUUCCUGUUGAACUUCAUUCACACUCUGGAGGCUCAGAGGUCGUUCUCCAUGAGAGACCGAGGGAACGUCGCCUCGCUGCUGAUGGCGGCUCUGCAGGGUCGUAUGGAAUAUGCUACCGUGGUGUUGAAACAGCUGCUGGCCGACCUGAUCGAGAAGAACCUGGAGAACAAGAACCAUCCCAAACUGCUGCUGAGGAGGACGGAGUCUGUAGCUGAGAAGAUGCUGACGAACUGGUUCACCUUCCUGCUGCAUCGCUUCCUCAAGGAGUGUGCUGGCGAGCCUCUCUUCAUGCUGUACUGUGCCAUAAAGCAGCAGAUGGAGAAAGGGCCGAUCGACGCCAUCACCGGAGAGGCUCGCUACUCUCUGAGUGAAGACAAACUCAUCAGACAGCAGAUCGACUACAAACAGCUGACUCUGAUGUGUAUCCCUCCGGAGGGCGAGGCGGGGACGGAGGUGCCGGUGAAGGUGUUGAACUGCGACACGGUGACUCAGGUCAAAGACAAACUGCUGGACGCCGUUUACAAAGGAAUCCCGUUCUCACAGAGACCUCAGGCCGACGACAUGGACCUCGAGUGGCGUCAGGGCCGACUGACCAGAAUCAUCCUGCAGGACGAAGACGUGACCACCAAGAUAGAGAGCGACUGGAAGAGACUGAACACACUGGCACACUACCAGGUAACGGACGGCUCUCUGGUGGCGCUGGUCCAGAAGCAGGUAUCCGCGUACAACAUCGCCAACUCCUUCACCUUCACCAGAUCCCUGAGCAGAUACGAGUCGUUACUACGAACGUCCAGCAGUCCUGACAGUCUGAGAUCUAGAGCUCCGAUGAUCACCCCGGACCAGGAGACAGGGACUAAACUGUGGCACCUGGUGAAGAAUCACGAGCACAGUGAUCAGAGAGAAGGAGACAGAGGCAGCAAGAUGGUUUCUGAGAUCUACCUGACCAGACUGCUGGCUACCAAGGGGACGCUGCAGAAGUUUGUGGACGACCUGUUUGAGACGGUGUUCAGCACCGCCCACCGGGGCUCUGCUCUCCCAUUGGCCAUCAAAUACAUGUUCGACUUUCUGGACGAGCAAGCCGACAAACGACAGAUCACCGACCCGGACGUCCGACACACCUGGAAGAGCAACUGCCUUCCUCUCAGGUUCUGGGUGAACGUCAUAAAGAAUCCUCAGUUCGUGUUUGACAUCCACAAGAGCAGCAUCACCGACGCCUGUCUGUCGGUCGUCGCUCAGACCUUCAUGGACUCCUGCUCGACGUCCGAACACCGGCUCGGCAAAGACUCUCCGUCCAACAAGCUGCUCUACGCUAAAGACAUCCCCAACUACAAGAGCUGGGUGGAGAGGUACUACAGGGAUAUUGCGAAGAUGCCCAGCAUCAGUGAUCAGGACAUGGAUGCCUACCUGGUGGAGCAGUCUCGUCUGCAUGGCACUGAGUUCAACACCCUGAGCGCGCUCAGUGAGCUCUACUUCUACAUCAACAAGUACAAGGAAGAGAUCCUGACGGCGUUGGACCGGGAUGGGUACUGUCGCAAACACAAACUGAGGCACAAACUGGAGCAAGCCAUCAACCUGAUGUCUGGGAGCAGCUGAGAGGAGGGGAGGGAUGAAUGGACUGAUGGACUGAUGGAUGGAUGGGGGUGGGGGGUGGGGAAGAAGUAUGGGGAAGGGGGAAGUGAAGACGUUUUGUUUUCUGAACUGUUGAAACAGUCAGCUGAACUGCUCAGUGUUGGACCGAACUGACAGCCACAGCUCCGGCCCUUUAGCAAUCAAUCCAUCAGCGAUUUAUUUGUCAAUUGAUUGAUUGAUUGACUUGAAGACUGAUUGACUGGAUGGCUGGGACCCCAACUACCUCCGUUCAGUGACGGAAAAUCAAGUUUCCAAACCGAUUUGGAUACAUUUACAACGUGACUUCAACGUGGAGUCAUUUUGGGGCAAAAAAACAAACCUAGAUGCAUCUGUCGGUUUGGAUUUGGAUUUAAAUUCACUGCAGGUGUAAGCAGGGAUCAAAGCAAGGGGGGAGGGGGGGCGUGGCUGUGGAAAGACCUGGAAACUAGACUACAGACUGAGUCAGGUGUCACCAAACAAUGGAUGUGACGUGAGGACUAAUCGACCUGACUUCAGGAUUCCCAGCCUGGUUGAGAACUUUCUAGACGCUAAGUUGAAGAGCAAAAGGUCAAGUCAAGUUUCCGUCAAAGCUACGGACUUCACCUGGGAAGGCUUGUUCUGGUCUAAAGGAUAAGAAGAAACUAAGCUGAUGGUCAAAGGGGUCAUAGUAACAUCGCAACAGGUUUGACCUUACCUUGAGAGUCUGGACGAAUCCGGGCUAAAUAUCAAACGGUCAAGUCAAGGCUUACCACAGAAGUUCGAAGCCUCUUUACUGAUGUCGUUAUUACGGGCCUCACCUCAAAUCCUUAGCCUCGUAUGGAAAGAUCCGGAUUCACUGUAAGAAGUUCAGGUCAAGCUUUAAGGAAGGAAAACGUCAAAGUCAAACUUGUUGGCGAAGGAUUUGGGAGGUUGUUUCAAGCUUUAACGAAGGAGAAGGAAGCAAACAAACUGAUGACUUGACCUAACUUUGAAAUCACUGCUGAGUCUCGAAAGAUGUUGAAAAUAUCAGAAGUUUUAAAAAGGAAAUAAGGACUCAAUGAGCCGAGACAAUUUGACUUGACCUUGGACUGUUCGGCCAAGCCUCGUCAGGAUCUAGAAGUUUCUAAGUUGCUGUAUAACCAUUCAAUGUUUUUCUCUGGACAAUCACUCUGUACCACAGCACACUGAGCCCGAUGCCUACCGACCGACCAGUACCUGUGUCCAUGAACCCGUCCUCUCCUCCCGCUGUCUUCUUUUCCUUUCCUUCCAUCCUCAACUCCUCUGAAUUUCACCUCCUACUUUGCUUUCUUAAUUUCGUCUCCUUCUCUAUCUUUCUCUCUUCCUUCCAUCCUUACUAGUUUCCUCUUUCACCCCACUUUUUAUUCCUCUCCCCCUCAACCCCGCUCCCUCAUUGGUCAGUCAUGCUGGCCUCUGGCCAUCCUAUUGGCCAGGAAGACUCUUUAGUAAUGUACUGCCCGACCAAUCAAGACUGUGGAAUUCGCCAGAAUCAUGAAUAAUUAAAUUAAUCCAGAAUUACGUUAUGAAUACAUUCCAGCACAGGCACACAGGCAAGGUCUGUAAAUAAGCAGGUUGACUCGCUAAUCUUUCGGAAGCGAAGAACUUCCGAGAGUGGACUGACCGGCAUUUUUCAGGACCAGAACGACCUGGAAAAUGGGGUUCUGGAUUCAGCACCAGUCGGUAAACUUUGACGCUGGUUGGUGCAGAUCGCUUUAUUGUCGGACCCUUGCACAUCCACCCACAUACAGCCAUGCUUUACAGCGCCAUGCGUACCGUGCCCAGGGGGAAAUACUGUGCAGAGCUACAAGCCCAGUGCCAUGUAAAGAACCGGACCGGAUCACGUCAGAACUGGACCGGACUCGGACCAAACCCGGAUCAAAACAACCUGGAAUGGAGUUUUAGCCGGACCGGACUCAAGAACUUUUAAGACUUGUGGCCAUAAUUGUAAAGAAACAAAAAAAGAAAGAUAAUAAUAAUAAUGAUGAUAAAGUAUAAAAGUUAAAAAAGAAUACAAAAAGAAAGGAAAAAAAAAGAAAUAUUGAAAUGUUAACAUGUAAUAAGAACUUUGUGGAUUUGACAGUAUGGAUUUUAAGGAGCUGAACUUGUAUAAAGCUGAACAUUAUGUUACAUCAGAGUCUGGAGAAAGAGAGAGAGCUAGGAGACCGACGCCAAACCAAGUCCAUCCUCACACCAUCAGACCGGACUGACCGGAACAAACUGGAUUUAACCGGACUGAACUGAAUAUCUGCUCUGUAUGUCGACGGUGGAAAAACAAUCUGGACUUUUUGGUAUUUUCUUGCCAAACUGGAUGUUUGAACAGAGUGUAGUGUAUCGGAUGGAGGGGUGGCCCGGAGGUUCUGGUGGCGUUUGAAGGGGUUAAAUUCUUGCAUGUGUAGCCUCGGAUGGGCUCUUUGUUUUAAUGAGCUCUUGUACAUCCUAAAGAAGAAUGAGGGCGCUUUCACACUGCCGGCUCAAUUCUACAACCAUAAACUUGAAAAUAUGAUUCUUUUUUCUUGCACCUCGGUCCAUCUGGAUGGUCCACCACACCUGCGUCCAACCAUGUUGACGCUGGUAAACAAAUACUGUAACUCAAAGAACUGAAGUCCAGUGUUAAGCGCUCUUAUUCUCCAUGAGUGAUUAGUUAAGUGUUGGAUGAAGGACUUUCCAACAUGGCAACGCUGCACCCCUCAUCCCCCUUACACCUCUUUUUUCUGUGGUAGAACAUUUUCACUUCGCACAAUUGGAUCAUAUUUAUUUGUUCAGAGGUUCAUUUUGUGUUUAAAAAUUAAUGUCCAACAAUGAUAUUUGGCCAUUAAAAACUAAAAAACAAACUAGUUUCUGCUCAGCAGGGCAGUUUUGAGCCCAUUUACAUUUCUUUAAAUACAUUUUAUUCACCAUGUUUUGAGCAUUUAAUUAAAAUUUCAAGGCAGUAACAGUAAUUUUUCUUCAAAUUGAAUUUAUUUCACCAGAAUAAUCCGGAGUCGAAGUUUAUGAAUCCAUCUCCAUAGUUUACCACCAAUCUGUCUGCAUAGUUUACCAAUCCUUCUGCAUAGUUUACCACCAGUCCGUCUGCAUAGUUUACCAAUCUGUCUGCAUAGUUUACCACCAGUCUGUCUGCAUAGUUUACGAAUCCGUCUGCAUAGUUCACCAUCAAUCCGUCUGCAUAGUUUACGAAUCCGUCUGCAUAGUUCACCACCAAUCCGUCUGCAUAGUUUACCACCAAUCUGUCUGCAUAGUUUACCACCAAUCUGUCUGCGUAGUUUACCACCAAUCUGUUUGCAUAGUUUGCCAAUCCUUGCAUAUUUCAACAUGAAUAGGUUUUUAAUCUUUAUGUUAUGUUUAUGAGCUCCUUCUCUAGAGAAGGUGUUAUAAAACACCAUCAGGUCUUUGUGUUGUGUGAAAAUGUUCCACCACAGCUGAAGAAGCGUCUCUCUUUUGGCUCUCUGCGAUGCCAUAAAGCUACAAAGCACCUUUUUUUUAUUUUCUUGCUGUUGUUUCACUGUCAUUUGAAUCUUUGGGGCCAAAAGGACCCGAGUGAGGAAGAAGAGGAGGAUGAGGAGGGAGGAAGGGUCCUGAUAAAAGACUGCCUUUUAGAUGAUUAAUUAUAGAACAGGGAGGGAAGCCACUACCAUACCAAUACCACUGUUCAUCCAACCUGUGUGUGUGUGUGUGUUAUCCUGCUGCUGCAGUGGAAACUCAACCGUUAAAUCACUGAUCGUAUCUGCAGCUCAAUUAAAAAUCUUUUUCUUUACAGUCGCACCAUUUAAAUCGUCCGAUCGGUAUCUUCAACGCUUUUGAAAUCUCAGAUCAGAUCUUUGCUCUCCUUUUUUUUAUUAUAUUUUAAUAAAAAUCUCAGAUCGCCCUUUAAACUCAAAGUCAUCAGACGCUAUUUAAUUACGUCCUCGUCGCCAUUUUGAUCAGAAUUUACCUCUUUUUUUUUUUGUCGGUGUGAUGAAAUGAGAGUUUAGAGGAGGAGAGGAGUCUCUGUCAGCAUACUGAAGGAUGAGGAAGAGGAGGAGAAUCCCAAGAGGAAAAUGUAAAGGAAGGGGAAAAAGGGGGGAUGCAUAGACAAUAUAGAGGAGGAGGAAACACCCGCUGCAUGCUGAAAAGUGAGGAAGAGGAGUGGAAAAGGGGGAAGAAAUGACUAUUGGAUAGCAGAGAGGAGAGUGUAGAGGAGGAGGAAGAAGAAAGAGUAGUGCCGAAAGGUUAAGAAGAGGAGGAAAAGCUGAUCAAAUGCAGAACGGAGAAAUAAAUGUUGGAGUAGAACACAGGAGGAUCAGGAUGAAAAGAGGAGGUCAGACUCUCUUUUUGCAUGCUAAAGUGAGAAGAAGAAGGAGGAGGAGGAGGAGAGAUGGAAGGAGACGCUGCUGGAAUACUGAGAGCAGGAGAGAGGGAGAAUACUGAUCAGGGAGGAAAAAAGACGGAGGCAACGUCAUCCAUCAAACCGGUCGAGGAAGGAAAGGUCUCUGAGAGGAGGGAGGAGGAGAACAGACCUCCUCCUCUUCCUCGUUCUCCUCCUGGAUGACCAACAGAAGGGAAACCAUACUCAGGCAUACAUGACAUUUAUUACAGAAUUACGUUUUUAAUGACUUGCAGGUCAGAAAAAAAAAACAUGAUUCACUAAAACAAAGGUACCUGCACACUCCACAUGAACAUCACAACACAUCCAGGUGAAGGUGAGGGUGUGAGCACACCUGUAAAUAUGUCUACAUAUAAUAUAUAUGUAUCUGUAUAAUCAGGUCUGCUAAUAUGCUCACAUUUAUCUGAUUUGUGUUCCACAUAGAACAGAAGAACUGGGAACGUGAUGGCAGUGUGGAGGCAUUUCUUUAUGUUGAUGUGCAGGUUAGUUUUGGAGGAUUGUCCGACUGUCGAGACAAAUGUUUUCCAAAAGAUAUAGAAAGACAGCUGCUGUUGUGGAUCAAUCGUAGGACCGAUUAUGAAACCUCAAAACUGUGUCGCUACCAACCAAAAUGUUAAGAAAACUGCCAAGUUCUAAAAAGCUAGCAUUAAAUGAUGAGUCAGCAGUUUGUUGAAACUCCAAACACCUGUGUUUACAUUUACCUGAAGAGGACUUGUCAGGUGGCAAAGUAGGAGUUAGGUAGAUAGAUGAAAGUUUUUGUAGUGCCAUAACAUUUCUGUAAACCUAAACGUCUACUAGGUGCUGCUACAACAAAACUCGGACCGUAUUGAAGGCUGUUUUAGGUUGAUUUAUUUGUCACGUACAAGUUACAUCACUUCCAAAGUUAUUUAACCCAAACCGCCAUCUUUUCCUAAACCUAACCAAGUAGUUUUGUGGCCUAAACUAAAAUCGCUCGUGUUGCCGGACAUUAGUAGGAAAACGCA
Sebastes umbrosus (honeycomb rockfish) is the source of this 11561-nucleotide messenger RNA. RefSeq names its product plexin A3 (gene plxna3). Gene Ontology annotation, cellular component: semaphorin receptor complex. NCBI's taxonomy places the organism in Eukaryota, Metazoa, Chordata, Actinopteri, Perciformes, Sebastidae. Gene Ontology annotation, biological process: negative regulation of cell adhesion; semaphorin-plexin signaling pathway involved in axon guidance; regulation of cell shape. Gene Ontology annotation, molecular function: semaphorin receptor activity; protein binding. The record is from RefSeq and is a predicted model, not a curated record.